This is a messenger RNA of Sungouiella intermedia, 963 nucleotides long. NCBI's taxonomy places the organism in Eukaryota, Fungi, Ascomycota, Pichiomycetes, Serinales, Metschnikowiaceae. The record is from the annotation of a GenBank genome assembly.
AUGUCCACCAACUCCAUCAAGUUAUUGGCUUCCGAUGUCCACCGGGGUCUCGCUGAGCUCGUAGCCAAAAGAUUGGGUUUGAAGCUCACUCCAUGUGAGAUGAAGAGAGAUUCUACGGGGGAAGUUACCUUCAGUAUUGGCGAGUCCGUCAGAGAUGAGGAUAUCUUCAUUAUUUGCCAAAUUGGUUCAGGCGUGGUCAAUGACCGUGUGUUGGAGCUUUUGAUUAUGAUCAAUGCUUGUAAGACAGCCAGUGCCCGCCGAAUCACCGUCAUCUUGCCUAAUUUCCCUUACGCUAGACAGGAUAGAAAGGACAAGAGCAGAGCUCCUAUCACUGCUAAACUCAUGGCCGACAUGCUCACUACCUCUGGCUGUAACCAUGUCAUCACUAUGGACUUGCACGCUUCGCAGAUCCAAGGCUUCUUCGAUGUGCCAGUAGAUAACUUGUACGCUGAGCCUAGUGUGGUCAGAUACAUCAGAGAGAAGAUCUCGUAUAAGGAUGCAAUAAUCAUUUCGCCAGAUGCUGGUGGAGCCAAGAGAGCCGCAGGUUUGGCCGACAGACUAGAUUUGAACUUCGCUUUGAUCCACAAGGAGAGAGCUAGAGCCAAUGAAGUGUCUCGCAUGGUUCUUGUGGGAGAUGUCACCGACAAGAUCUGUAUUAUUGUGGAUGACAUGGCUGAUACUUGUGGUACGUUAGCUAAGGCUGCCGAGGUUUUGUUGGACAACAACGCAAAGGAGGUGAUUGCAAUUGUGACCCACGGUAUCUUGUCUGGAAACGCCAUCAAAAACAUCAACAACUCGAAACUUAAGGCCAUUGUGUGUACCAACACCGUUCCAUUUGAAGAGAAGCUUGACCUCUGUCCAAAGCUAGAUACCAUUGACAUCUCAGCUGUUUUGGCUGAGGCUGUUAGAAGACUUCACAAUGGUGAGAGCAUUUCGUAUUUGUUCAAGAACGCUCCAUUGUAA